AUGUCACAAUUUUGUGUCCUUGGAUUACGAAUAUGGUCAUGUAAAUCUGGCCAUGUCAAAAUUGCUCCAACACCUAUUAAACCACUAUUUCCAAUAAAUGGAAAUGAUGAAUUUGGUAGCUCUUUUUUUGAAGAUAAUCCAAAUCUAAUAGUAAUUGAAUAUUUUUGGGAUAAAGGUCACCAAUAUUACAAUACUAACAAUGAAGGUGAAGAUGAUGAAACAAUUCAAAAGGAACCUAAAAUUGACACCUCUAUAGUUCAUUGUAGUA
Entrophospora sp. SA101 is the source of this 268-nucleotide messenger RNA. NCBI's taxonomy places the organism in Eukaryota, Fungi, Glomeromycota, Glomeromycetes, Entrophosporales, Entrophosporaceae. The record is from the annotation of a GenBank genome assembly.